AUGAAGACCGGCUUCAAACUGCACGAUCUGCACCAGAUUAACGAGAUGUAUCAGGACUUUGGCCAGAUGACCACCAUGCAUGGCAUCAAAAGGGCCGCGGUCAGCAAACAGCUGUGGAUUAAACUAAUCUGGACAGGGCUGGUCAUCUCGGCCUUGAGCUACGCUCUGUACCAGAUUAGCCAGACGGUGAACACGUACUACACCUUCCCCUCCUCCAUAGGGCUGUCUAUAGAAGCUGACCAUGAGCUGGAACUUCCGGCUGUCACAAUCUGUAACUUGAACAGGAUUCGUUUAUCAAAGUCUGAAGACAUCCAGAAAUACCUGGAGCAGUGGAAGAAGAACAAUCUCACCGUGCCAGAUCAAUUGCGACAACUGAGCAUCGCCCUCAACGACUAUUCCAGAGAGGUGAAGGAAAACUUAGGCCACAAUGUCUCAGACAUGAUGCUGUUGUGUAUGUUCAACUCGGAUACAUGUAAAACGUCAGAUUUUAAACUUAAUACAUUCAUCAGUGAUGGAAACUGCUACACAUUUGGUGAUAAAACUGCGAAUAAUUCAAAAACUUGGUUUGUGACAAAACCCGGUCCAGCCAACGGCCUGAUUAUCGAGCUGGACAUCGAACAGGACGAGUACCUGCCCAUCACCGAAUCAGCUGGGAUAAAGGUCUUGUUACAUUCUGGCUCUGAGAUCGUCUUCCCUGAUAACAGUGGCAUCCUGGCAGCGCCGGGCUUUGUUACUAGUAUUGGCAUUACCAAGUCUGAGACUUAUCUGCUCCCUGCGCCUUACGGCAACUGUAUCAGCCAAACCAACGUAUCCAACGAAAUAAAAAAUAUCUACAAAGAUUUGGGCUACGACUACACAAAAGACGCCUGUCUACGGACCUGUUUGCAGAUUAAAAUCUAUGUGGAUUGUGGUUGUAUUGAGACGGACGUGGCCAAUAUAGUUCAAGUCCUCAGCUAUAAAUCUCUUCUCAACUUGGCUGCUAACGCAACGUUGCAAAUCUGCAACAAGACACACGCUGCCUGUGUCUUAGAUAAGGAACUACAGUUCCAGAAACACCAAUUAGGUUGUGAAGACAUGUGUCCGCCUGUUUGCGAACAGAUUAGCUACCAGACAACCGUAUCCACGGCGACGUGGCCAGCUAAACGCUACAUGGAGAACUACAUCCAGUUUGUCAACAACUCAGCCACAGCCAACAACAAAACCUACAGCUGGACAGGCGAGCCGCGACAACACGCCCUCGACAACUUCCUCCGUUUGGAGAUAUACUACGAGACUCUCCGCUACGAGGUAUUUUCAUCUUCAGCUACAUUCGACUGGAACAGUCUCCUAGGCAACAUCGGCGGUCAACUGGGGCUCUGGUUGGGGUUCUCGGUCCUCACAGCUAUCGAAGUCUGCCAGUUUAUUCUUGAAGUCAGUUUCCACGUUGGCAGAAUAUACUACAGAAAUCACAGGACAUCUAAAACCGACGAAGAGAACCCCGAACCUCGCCCCCCUAGUAGGCGAGUUAGUGUUGCCUUUUCUCCGAACGCUACCAAGGAAGAUCGCAAAGUCAGCAUCGCAUUCGCCAACAGCACAAGCAUAAGUGAGAGAAGAACUAGCGUGCCUUUUGGCCAUUUUCCGAACAAGGAAGAAAGAAAAAAUAGCCUGGCAGUUCCGUACUACAAAAACGAUAGAAAAGCGAGUGUGCCUUUCGUUGAAAAUGACGAGCUCAAAGAAGAGUAUAGUUUUUAAAAUGCGAUGAUUCUAAUUAAUUUAGUUAAAAUGUUCCUAAAUUAAAAAAAAAAAUGAAGAUCUGUCAUUGAAACUUGGAGAGGUUUUUCCAUGUGCUGUAAAAUGAUUUGUUUGUUUCGUUUUUAAAGUAAAUUUUUGCGAUUAGUUUUUUAAAUUAAAAUUAUUAUUUUCUUACUGAUAUAUUUCCAAAAGAUAAUACAAUUUAGGCAUCAUAUUUAUUUGCUUAUUAAACUGCACUUUUAAAAAUUAGUCCUUAUUUGUUA
Molecule: messenger RNA, 1994 nt
Organism: Physella acuta
Lineage: Eukaryota; Metazoa; Mollusca; Gastropoda; Physidae
Product: degenerin deg-1-like
Biological process (GO): sodium ion transmembrane transport
Cellular component (GO): plasma membrane
Molecular function (GO): ligand-gated sodium channel activity
Source: RefSeq, a predicted model, not a curated record